Ylistrum balloti is the source of this 927-nucleotide messenger RNA. RefSeq lists its product as uncharacterized. Gene Ontology annotation, biological process: adenylate cyclase-activating G protein-coupled receptor signaling pathway. The transcript has 2 exons. The record is from RefSeq and is a predicted model, not a curated record. Gene Ontology annotation, molecular function: G protein-coupled receptor activity. Gene Ontology annotation, cellular component: plasma membrane. NCBI's taxonomy places the organism in Eukaryota, Metazoa, Mollusca, Bivalvia, Pectinida, Pectinidae. The coding region runs from base 1 to 927 and encodes 308 amino acids.
AUGACUUACGGUAACGGUUACGACGUCCCCGUCUACGGACUGGACAAUGGUGGAUUUCAUCUUCUCCACAUUCUGGCGAUAUGCUUUAUAUUCUUAAGCUUUAUAUCAGCCGUUACAGUAGUUAUAUUUUCAUUUAAACAAAACGGCGUUAAAAGUUUCUUCACCUGGACAAAAAGCGAACGACUUGUGGUGUAUUUGGCUUUGUGUGACGGAUGCUUCAAUAUUUCUCAUUCCCUUGACCAUUUCAACAUACUGUUGACCAAGGAUCAUGUUCGGCCAUUGGCGCUUUGCCAGUUUUAUAGUUUUGUUAAUCUGGAGUUUAUUUUCGCGCAGACCCUGAUGGUUAAUGUUAUCGCCAUUAAUGCAUUUCUCAUGAUAUACUUCGGAAAGAACCUAGACUUUGGUCGGAAGGAUUGGAGACUUUUGGUUUGGGGAUUUAUCACGCCUCUCAUAGUGGCCAUUGUCUGUGUGGCCACUGGACAAUUCGGACCAACUGGAGCAUAUUGUUUCUUUGAUGCAGUCAACGCAAAGAUCAGCAACAUGUUUCUCACAACCAUUGCGAUGAGCCUUAUUCUGGUAGCUAAUGCAGUUCUGUACGGCCUGAUAUUCUGCCGAAUCCAGUCCGAAGCCAAACGUUUGCAACACUCACUUGGAGCUUCUAGCAGUGCCUCACGAGCGUCACAUCGUGCAGCCCGAAACAUGAUCCUAUUCCUUCUAGCGUUUUUCGUGCAAUGGUGGGCUGCUACAGCAUUUGGGAUAUGGCUUUUGUUUCAGGAGCCACCGAUGUUCUUAUCUCAAAUGGUGACCACAUUUUCAAAUAUUGGUGGAGUAUUAAAUGGUGUAACAUACGCCAUUAUCAGACGCAGACAGAUUGCAGUAAAACCUGAAGACAAAGGCACUUCUCAUCAAGCCAGAUCUACUGCCUAG